UAGAAGAAAAAAAAAAACACUUGACAAAUGACUAUUUUUUUUCUUAAUGAAAAUUGGAGUUGCAUAGAUUCUUCAAUAGGAUGACAGUAGACGACGAAAGAUCGAUUUACAUUGGAGGGAUCCCCUACGAUGCUUCCGAUGAGUCUAUUCGCCGAGUAGUCGAUGUCUAUGGCGCUGUCGACGCUGUUAAGAUUGUUAAUGAUCGUGGUACAAGAGGAAAAUGCUAUGCUUUUGUUACUUUCACAAAUCCUAGGUCAGUCAUUGAUGCCAUUAAAUGCAUGGAUGGCAAGACUAUUGAUGGACGAGUUGUCAGAGUAAAUGGUGUAAGAACCAGAGGUGGAAGAACAAAUUUUGGUAGAGACAGUUUCCUACAGAAUUUUGAGAGUGGCAGGGAAUGGGGUAGAGGUCGGGUAAGAGAUCGAGAUAGAGAUAAAGAAAGGGAUUAUGAUCGUGAUAGAAGGCAGUACCAUGAUAGAAGUUCGAGAGAGCGUGAUCGGUCUCAAGAUUAUGAUUUGCAAAGAGAAAGAGAUCAUGAUUUUGAACGAGCAAAGGGUAGUUUCUUGGACCGAGAUCGAGUUCAAGAUAGAGACCUGGUAGAUAAUGACAGAGAGGAUUGGGAGAAAGAUCGUGAUUUCAACUUUUAUAGGAAAAGGGAUAUUGAUAGAGCCAAUGGCCAUGAUACAUUUGUGGAAAUAGAUGCUUUUUUGAAAUUGAAUGGGUCAACUGAAGCUGAUCGACACAGUAAAGAAUUUGUAAGUGAUAUAAAUGAUGACCAACUAGAAGAACAACUGUAUAGAUCCAGUCAAAGGCUUGAAGAACUAAACAAAGAGAUUCUGCAGUUAGAAGAUAACUUAGAAGAGAAUGAAAAAUCUGUUUUGUACUUGCAGCAAAAGUCUAAGAAAUUGGAAGAUGCGUUGAUUAAUGUAAAGAAAACCUCAUCAUACAAUAAGACACAGUUGACCAAGCUUCACAAAUGUUUUCUGCUAGUACAAGAUUAUACUGAAAGACUUAAAACCAGGGAAAAACAACUUCAGCAGUCUCUUGUUGAUGAGGUGAAGACAGGAGGCCUAUGUGCUGGAAUCACAGCGAAUGGAAAUGCCUGAGUCAUGCUCAGUUUACAAGGCUUGUAAUUUGAAACAGCAUUUCAUUUUUUGGUUUUCUUGGGGCAUCCAUCACAUUUGCUGCGGUGCUUAGUAGUUGUAUCUUCUGAUAUAUAGUAGGUAUAUAUAUAUACUUAAACAUGAGAGUUUAUAAGUGUUAGAUUUAUUAAACAAAGUGGAAGCUUUUUGAAAUGUACAAGGAAGUUGUUUUUCUCGCCAGUGGUUUAUUUGAAACCUUUUUUGGAUA
Cannabis sativa is the source of this 1347-nucleotide messenger RNA. RefSeq lists its product as uncharacterized. The transcript is spliced from 9 exons. The record is from RefSeq and is a predicted model, not a curated record. Lineage: Eukaryota; Viridiplantae; Streptophyta; Magnoliopsida; Rosales; Cannabaceae. Gene Ontology annotation, molecular function: mRNA binding. The coding region runs from base 81 to 1103 and encodes 340 amino acids.